Molecule: messenger RNA, 1270 nt
Organism: Moneuplotes crassus
Lineage: Eukaryota; Ciliophora; Spirotrichea; Euplotida; Euplotidae
Source: the annotation of a GenBank genome assembly
UUUUUAUCAAAAAAUGGCUGAUAUUGAGGAUACUGUCGAAUCCAUUUGUGAGAACUACUCUGGAUACAUGAAAUUCGGGAAGCUCUUCACUGUGAUUGAGAAUAUAUUCAAGAGAUAUGACAUCUCGACUGAUGACAACAAGUACAAGCUUGUCUCUGAGACACUUGCCAAGAUUUAUAAAAUGGCUAUGGACGAAAAGAUGUAUGGUGUCGCUGAAACCGCCCAGAACUAUUGUGAAAGUCUCGGAAUCCCUGCCUCUAGUAUUGGUAUAGACACUGCAGAGAUUGUUAAGCAAACAGAAGCAUUUAAAGCCAAGAUAGAUGCAAAGAAGAUUGAGAUUGAGAAAGCAAAGAAAUCCUUAAAGAAGGAUAUCGUCAGAAUUGAGUACUAUAAUCUUGGAGAGCUCUUUUAUGAAAACGGUAGCAUGCAGAAAGCUGCAGAGGCUUAUAGGAUUGCUUACUGAUUCUCCAUCCACACAGAAGACAUCGUUUCUUCCUCUAUUAAGCUCGGAAUUGUAUCUAUUUAUAAUAGAAAUUAUACAUUUGGGUUGAAAUUUGUGAAGGAAGCUGUGUUUAAGGAUCUAGAAAGCCCUCAAGAGCCCAAAGUAUCUCAUCUCCUUAGCACUGUAUUUGCUUUAUUACAUCUUGGAGCAGGAAAUUUGAGGGAAGCUGCCCAAUGCUUAUGGGAAAGACCGAUCUGUACACAAGAAGAGCUCCCUAUAUUUGGAACAGAGAAAGAUCUUGCCUUCUAUGCUAUCAUCAGUGGGUUGCUGACACUCCAGAGGAAGCAGUUUAAGGAGGAUUACUACUCAAAGCCAAACUUCAGAAUCUUGUUAGAAAAUUAUCCUGAAAUGCUUGAAUUAGGAAGUACAUUUAUUAACUUUGACUUUGAUAAAUACUUUAAGUUGCUUUCUCAGUUCCAGGAAGAGUUCAGAUUUGAUUUUUAUCUGUCUAAGAAUUUCUUCUUCAUGAUGCAGAAAUGUAAAAAGAAGGUCCUCGUAACUUACAUCACUCCUUAUAAGACAGUAGAUCUCAAAGAGAUGGCUGAUAGCAUUGGAAUGAGCAUUGAAGAUACUGAAAGAGCAGUCGAGGAGCUUAUAGAGACUAAUGAGAUUAAGUACAAGAUUAAUAAAUACAACAAGAGUCUUUCAGCCAAGACUGAGGAUUACAAACUUGACAGCUUCAAGAAGGCAGUGAAGGUCGGAGAUGAAUUUAUUAAAGGAAUGGAGUCAAUGCUGCUGAAAUAUCACUUAAGAAAAAUUACCAAGUAG